GAGAUACGGAGAUGUGAGUAUAAAAACGAGUGGCACAUAGAUGAUUCGCCUUAGUCAGUUUAAAUUUUCUUGGGUUUAAAAAAACAAACAAAAAAUGUUUAGCUACUUUGUCAUCGCAGCUGUACUUCCAGCGUUGAUUAUGGGACAAUAUCCCAUUGUUCAAUGUCCCGGAGGAUUACCAACACCAACUUCUUUCUUUAUUGAAGGAUGCCCGAGUUCACCUUGUAGCGUACAACGCGGAACAGUUAUUCCAUUCCGAGCUGGCAUUACUGCUAACGAAAAUAGCGCAAGUUUGACUCUGGAAAUUGACAUUGAAGCAUUCGGAACAGUGACUCCAUACCCAGUACCACCAGCAUUGUCCAAUGUGUGCAAUCAUUUGGAAGGCCGUGGUUGUCCAAUCACAGCUGGCGAACAGAUUGUACAUGCAUCCAGUAUUCCAGUCAUCAUCGAUUUCGGAGGUGGCGUUCCAGUUACUCUUCGAUCCAGAAUCUACAAUGCCAGUGGUAGUGUACUGAGUUGUUCGGUCAUAAACGCAAGAAUUUAUUAAAUAAAAAACAAAAACAUUUUUGUUGGUAA
Messenger RNA from Bradysia coprophila, 576 nucleotides. Its product is annotated as SET domain-containing protein 3-like. The record is from RefSeq and is a predicted model, not a curated record. Gene Ontology annotation, molecular function: protein binding. Lineage: Eukaryota; Metazoa; Arthropoda; Insecta; Diptera; Sciaridae.